Messenger RNA from Physcomitrium patens, 2464 nucleotides. RefSeq names its product putative lipase C4A8.10. Lineage: Eukaryota; Viridiplantae; Streptophyta; Bryopsida; Funariales; Funariaceae. Gene Ontology annotation, biological process: lipid metabolic process. The record is from RefSeq and is a predicted model, not a curated record.
GGCUAUGGAGUGCCAGGCGGUGCUCGAUCUCUCCCGCCAUAGCCCAUCAAUCACCCUUCCCUUCUUGCGAAGAAGAAGAUGAUCUGCACCAUCCGAGGAGGUCACGGGUUCUACAAUACCCACCAACACUCUUCGCGCGCUCUUAACAUUGCGCGUGGCGGGCCAAAAAUUAUGCUCAUCCCAUCACCAACUUGAGGCGUGCCAGUUGUUGAUGAACCCCCAAUCCACCUUCGAAACAUGGAAGCCAUUGUGGGACCACACGCGCAGAGUGGAAUGUUCUGCGCGGCCGAACGGUUCAGGGGAACCCUUCUCAACGGGAGAGACAACCUGGGUGGGGACAGUGGGUGGCGCUGACAACGUAGAGGAAAGACUGUUUGGGUUGCUGGAGAUUUCGGCGUAUUUGUUUUUACUUUAGGUGGGGGGAGGGGGAGAAAUUCACAGGAUGGAACGAGGUCGGGGCCCCAUUGUGGUAAUCGGCCCGAUAAUUUCUGGCAGGGUCGCGCAUGGCUGCCAUGCUUGUGACAAUUAAUGAACAAGCUAUCCGAUCGUCGGUUGAUCGUAUGAAGGAAAGUACUAAACCGUCUUCAAUCGCGGCUGCGUGCUAUUACUGCAACAUGAUUAUGCUAUUGUUACGUUAGCCGGAGGUGCGUGAUGUGAUCGGUGGGGUGGGGGGAUCUGUAGCUUCCAGAAACGAAGCGGGAAUUUAUUUAUUUAUUAUAUUUUGUUAUUCUAUUUUGGGGGGGAGAUUGUUCAACUCGGCUACGUGAGCGGUAAAGUUUUGGGAUUGAAGAGAUAAUUGUCACGUGAAGUCAUUCGAUCGGGAUUGAUUCCGUCAACGUUGUCAUGUACAGACUAUGGCGAGAAGGAAGAAAGUGGUGAGGACAACAUGAAAGGCGAGUAUUCCAGCAAUUGUGGAUUUUGUGUGCCUGUAAUGCAGCCACGCAAUGAGAGGGCACAGCAACUUGAUGUCGAAUCUGACCAUCUUUUGAUACUUGUUCAUGGAAUUCUUGCCAGUCCCAGCAAUUGGAAAUACGCGGAAGAUGAACUGAAGAGCCGACUCGGCAACAGGUUCUUGAUUCACGCAAGCGCUGUUAACUCUUUUCUGAAUACUCUUGAUGGCAUCGACAACGCUGGCCGACGACUUGCCUCAGAGAUUGAGCAGAUUGUUGAGAAAGUGCCGUCCUUAAAGCGGAUCUCAUUCGUAGCACAUUCUCUUGGGGGACUAUUUGCACGAUAUGCUGUGGCGAUGCUGUACACACCAAAGGAUGAUUUCACUGAAGAUAUGAAUAUAUUAGACGAGCUAGAAAGCAGAGGCGAGGAACACCCCGUGUUUCGACGUCGCCGAGAACCCAAGAUUGCUGGUUUAGAAGCUGUUAAUUUCAUCGCUCUGGCGAGUCCUCAUUUGGGUGUACGUGGUAAUAAACAGCUGCCAAUCCUGCUGGGAGUGCCAGUGCUGGAAAAGCUUGCAGCUCCAAUUGCACCUUUUGUAAUGGGGCGCACAGGAAAGCAGCUCUUCUUGACGGACGGAAAGUCAAGUGACUCUCCUCUGCUCUUGCGCAUGGCCUCAGAUUGCCCAGAUGGUCAAUUCAUAUCUGCCUUGAGGGCCUUCAAGUCAAGAGUGGUCUACGCCAACGUCAGAUAUGAUUAUGUAGUGGGUUGGCGGACAUCCUCUAUAAGGCGAGAGAGCGAGCUUCCAAGACCUCCCAGAGUCUCUAUGGACGGUUACAAGCACGUUGUAAAUGUUGAGUACUGUCCGGCAGUGGCCAGUGAUGCCCCUGCUUUCCAGCAGGAGUCUGCUCAGGGUAAAGCCGCAGCUCAAGUUUCUCCCGACAGCAAGAAAGCUGCCGCGUACCACAAUAGGCUUGAAGAGGAAAUGGUGCGGGGGUUGCAGCGAGUUAGCUGGCGAAAGGUGGACGUGAAUUUUCAUUCAGCAGUGUGGCCUUAUUUGGUGGCCCAUGAUGCUUUAAAUGUUAAGAUAAAGUGGAUGCAUUAUGAAGGAGCAGAAGUCAUUGCGCAUGUGGCCGACACCUUGAAACAACAAGAGCAAACCGUUUUCUUUGAAGCGAGCUUGUAAUCAAGGUUCGAAGGUUAUUAGAAGGUCUUGAUGCUGAAUUUUAAAGAGGAUUCAUUCGACAUUUGGUAAAUUUCUAGUUGCAUUAGUAUGGUAAGCUAGGAUACGUGGCCAUGUAAAAAAACAAUUCUUCAGAUGUUGAUCGUUUUGGGCAACUAGCUUUCUGUUAAGGGAGUCUCGAGAAUGAAAAUUACGCGUGCACAAUGUCGAAUGGAUUUGAAGUUUUCCUAGAUUUUCUUGACAUCGGUUAAGCAUCUUUAAUAGAAUCUUGGUGAGGAUUGCGAGUGGUUCUUAGGGCUAAGUAUUUAGUAAAAGAUUGAAUUACAAAUACCUCAGACUGUCUUUGCUCUGGAGUGAAAAUGUAUUGGGAAGGGUCCCUUCUCUUAUUCCCUA